UGGCGGUCGGGUAGACCUGCAAAAGGACACGUAAAAUAUUUUUUCUCUUUAACAGGUUUAGUAUACCAUUGAACUAAGAUUCAUGGCUGACGAGGACGCCAAAAGACCUGUCCUACACGUAGUCGUAGUUGGCUUUCACCAUCAAAGGGGAUCGGAGGUUGAGUAUUCAUUGCCACCUCUAAUCCAAGGAGAAGGCAACAAGAGUAGCAAGAUACCUGUGGAAUGGAAAACUUUACCUUUUAUGGCCAUGCCAGAUGGCGCACACAACCAUGAUUCAGAAACAACAUACUUUCAUUUACCAAGCCUUAUAAAAACACCCAACAGUUGCAAGCAAAAUACCUUGUUUUGUGUCUCUUGCUGCAGGAAAAUUGAAACAAAGGAAUUAAAGAACAAGACAGAAGACAUCACAAGACAUACUGUCCAAAAAAGUGUCUGUGUUAUAUCUAAGUUUCCACUAUAUGGUUACAUUCAGGCCAAACUAGAAGUAGCAACUAAAGUAUAUUUUGAAGAGAGAGAUUUCUCCCAAGUUGCAAUUCUAGAAGAAUUGUAUAAAAAUUUAAAUUCAUCAUUAUCACCUGAAAUAAUGACUGAUUCUCUCCUUCACGUGGGUUUAUCACCUUUGCAACUCAUCAUCCAGUUUAGGCAAAGAGUUUUAAUGCUUUUUAAACUUCUCCUUCUUGAAAAGAAAGUAAUAUUUUAUGGUUAUCACGUCAUGAAUGCCUGUUCUCAAGUCCUGUCAUUAGUUUCUUUGUUACCAAGGGUAUUAGUGAAUGGUCUAGGUCAAGCUGCAUUAACAGAACAGAGUAACUACUGCUAUCAAGACCAUGAAUCUGACCCUUUGUAUCCGGCACAUUUGAAUGAUAAUCAACUCAACACAGACCAGUAUGGGUUUCCUUUAGCUAUAUUUACCAAGAACUCUGUAUUCCAUCCAUAUCUGUCGUUGCAACAAAUGGAUGUCCUAAAGGACCCUAAAGUUGACAGCUUUGUUGUUGUAGUGUCGAAUGCCUUAUACCGGCAACAGAGGCCAAUAUGUGACGUAAUGGUUGAUCUCGAAUCUGGUACCAUAGAGGUUCACCAACAAGAUUUACAAGAUGUUUUGGCACUAUCAACAGCUGAUUUAAGAUUUACAGAUUACAUAGUACAACAUGUUACAGGCCAUGAUGAGAAUGAAACGAGUGAAACAGGAUGGGACGGGAGUGAAGAAUGGAUAAGAAUGCAGUUCAAGGUUUAUCUUCUGUCGUUGUUAUCUACUGUCAGUCGUUCAGAUGAAGAGGAAAUGGAAAAUUUUAACAGCGGCUUUAUAUCUUGCUGGAAGAAAACACAUAAUUACGCCAUUUGGAAUGACAAAAAGCAUGUCGGGAUUGAUGAAUUGCGUUCUGGGCAUCCAUUCCAAGGUCAAGUUGGAUUGAACGACCUUAAGAUCAGGCUAUCUUACGCAUAUCAUGACGUCGCGGCAAAGAGUAUGCAAACCGAGCAAGGACGUAAACUAGGACAAGCAGUAGCGCAAACAGGAAGGGCCGUGGGAGGUGCAUUCAGUACCGCAAGGUCCUUCGUUACAUCUUGGUUAUCCGAUAUUGCCAAAGACCAAAAACAAAUACAAGAACAGCCAUCAGACAGCGACCAAUCAGCAGAAACACGUGACGUGUGUGAAACUCGAGAUGACGUAACACGUGACCUGACGAGCACUGAAGAUAAAGAAUCACCUGGUUCGACGGUUAUCCAUGAUAAAGUGUCAGAUGGUAACCAGAGUGAGGGAUCACGGGACUUAAAAGACACCUAUGAUGAGAGGACACGUGACUUAUCAGAUACGCAAGGUACUGAGUCAGGAGACACUCGGGUAGCAGAAACCGGUAUUAAAGAUCACGUAGAUUAACAAAUACCUACGAGGACGUAUGAAGAAGCACAUUGGCUGGAUAGACAUGCUGUAGAGCUUCCUGUCAUCUUCUACCGACCACCUUGAAUGACUAGCCGCGUGGUUUAAAGACAAAUUUAAUAGUCCAUCUCCAAGUAGUGGAGCGUGUUUGUAGGUAAAAUGGACUUUGGUGUUAAGCGUAAGGCGUAAAGCAAUAGCAAGAAAUGUUUUAAGCCUAUUUUUAUAUAGAUAUAUAUGUAUAUAAUAUAUAUAAAAUAUAAAACUUGGUUUAAUAACCGCUAAGACUAGAAUAAACCUCAAAGAGGGCGCUUUGGCGUGCAGUCGUAGUAUUGAGCGACAGGGCAGAAAAACGGGUUCUACUUUCGACGUUUAUGCGUUAAUAAGCUUUAUAUUUCAUAAACAGGCUCUUUUGGGGCUGAUUAACAAAAUACCAAAAUUUGGGGAAAUUUAAGGGGUGGGUAUUUGAUAUAACGCCCUGAACGUUGGGAGAGAUAUUUUGUUCAGCACAAAAACUCAACAUUUUCGCUAAUAACUCGCAGUAGAAUUGCUCGAGGUUAGCAGAUUUUUGUGAAAAUUUUACAAGAGACACGAAUGAAACACUAAACGUUUUUUAGCAUGAAUGAAAGAAAAAAAUGGCGAAAGUAGCAGCCUUGUCGUUUUUCUGCUCUGUCGUAUUGAGCAGUUUUCACAUGUCUGUGAAAAGCUCAGUGCUGUAAGCGUGCCGUGACCGUGAUGAUUUCUAGAAUUUUAAUUGGCUGAUGUUUUUUCUCGCGCAAUGUGAUUGGGUGCCGUGACCUUAGCGUGACCGUGCCCACGCCGUGUUUAUGCUGUGUUCCGGGUAUUUGAUUGGAUAGAGGGUUAAUUCUCGAGCUAUGUGAUUGGUCUUGCGUAUGCCUUGCCGUGUCACAAGUAUGUGUUAGAGCCGCGAGCUUUUCAAAGUCAAACGAAACUACAGAGCGUUUUCACCCACGUGAGAAGGCAGCCAUAAACAAUAGAACAUUCUGCCCAGCAUAARAAUAGAGUUCAAUUCCCGGAGGAUAGAAAAUGUAUUGUUUUGGUACCCCAUAGUGGCCGCUGUGACGUCACGUGAAAACGCUCUACCAUAAGCCGGUACUAUUUUUCACAAAAUGUGUUUUCUCUUUUCGAUAAUUUCCUAUUGUCAAAUAUUCUUUUAAGUUUCCACAAGGAAAUAUUUUUUCACGCCGAACGCCCUUAAACUACACUUGAAACCUGAAACAAAGAAAACCAUGAAAAAAGGAAUAAAAAGAACCAUGAAUUGCAUAAGAACAUUCCAUAGCAAGAAUAUCAGGUGUGUGCUUGUACAACAUUGAAAUAGAGUGGAGGCAUUUAACCCGUGAAAUAAAAAAUACUUGUCAACGUGUAAUAGUCAAAUGAACACAAGAGAAAACAAUGGGAUAAAGUUCAACUAAUGCGUAUUAGUCUAGUAUCUGUUGCACGGAUUUAAUGACUUCACUCUAUUAUGAAUUAUAUAAAAGAACAUUUCAUAGCAAGAAUAUAAUGUAGAUCAUUUUAAAACAAAGUCAACGUAAAAUAUAAAAAAAGCGAAUCCAAA
Messenger RNA from Actinia tenebrosa (Australian red waratah sea anemone), 3446 nucleotides. RefSeq names its product late secretory pathway protein AVL9 homolog. NCBI's taxonomy places the organism in Eukaryota, Metazoa, Cnidaria, Anthozoa, Actiniaria, Actiniidae. The record is from RefSeq and is a predicted model, not a curated record. Gene Ontology annotation, cellular component: cytoplasm.